Molecule: messenger RNA, 2301 nt
Organism: Kwoniella botswanensis
Lineage: Eukaryota; Fungi; Basidiomycota; Tremellomycetes; Tremellales; Cryptococcaceae
Exons: 14
Coding region: 1-2301 (766 amino acids)
Biological process (GO): signal transduction; regulation of GTPase activity
Cellular component (GO): cytoplasm
Source: RefSeq, a predicted model, not a curated record
AUGGAACAGUAUCCAGAUGGAUACGUAGAAGUUAAACGUCCAGGUGUAGGUGGGAUGGACGAUGACCAGUAUUCAUAUAGGUCAAGGCAGUAUUCCCAAGAUGCACCUCAACCACCCUCACCUACAAAACCCCAACUUCCCCAUGCAUCCUCCUCAAGCAACGCAACAUCCUCUUCGCAUUACAACCACCACCAGGAAAACCGACAUCAUGCCAACACAAUAUCCAACCCCGAAUCAGCAAAUGCAUCGCGUCCUAGUCUAAGUAACGACAGGAGGCUGUCAUCUGGCCUGGGAGGUGGAAUGGGUAGUCUGGGAAGUGUAAAGACUGCUGCUCAGGAGGAUGUAGUACCCGUUGGGUUUGAUGAGGGUAUACUAAGAGGAUUAUGUGAGAUUGACGGCGCCCUACCGUUGUUAGCAGAUAGGAUAAAGCAGAGUAUCGCAUCUUGUAAACAAGUAGCAGUGUUCUUCCGAUCUCGAGCGGAGAUAGAAGAGAAAUACGCGAGAUCAGUCACUGAGUUGUGUAGAACUACGGGAGAUGUUUAUUCACGGGCGGACUGUAAAGCUGGUACUUUCGUCUCCUCGUAUCAGAGUGGGUUGAAGUUGCAGGAACAACUCGCCCAAAAUAGACUUAGGUUUUCGCAGAGGUUGAAUGAGAUGAGUGAGGAGCUGCUCAGUCUGGCUAGGGAAGGUGAAAAGAUGAGGAAGGUUCACAAGGAUAAUGGUGCGCGAUAUCAAGGGAUCCUCCAAGAAUCCGAGACGGUCAUGGAUAAAGCCAAAAGCCGGUUCGAUGCCACUGCGGAAGAAUUAGAAAGACUGCUCGUAGCUAAAGAGGGUGAAUCAUUCAAGGAUGCUGGAAUGAGGUCUUCCGCUUCUACAUCGUCGACGUCGACUUCUUCGAAUCCUCAGGGAGGUGGAAAGAGAGCUUUAGGGAAAGCAAUGACUAAAGGUGGUUUGUUAUUCAAGGGCAAGGGAGCAGGCUCGAUACAAAGACAGGAAGAUGAUGUUAGAUCUCGGAUGGCCCAGGCGAGCGAAACGUUCAGAAAAGCAGUUUUGGAGAGUCAGGCGUUGAGGCAGGAAUACUUCAAUUUCCAGUUACCUAAGAUCCUCAGACUGCUCAAGGAAUGCGCGGAUGAACUUGAUCUUGGAACUCAAUACCACCUGACAAGAUAUGCUUUCCUAUAUGAAUCAACGCUAGUGUCCGAGGGUACCACUCUGAACCCAAUGAGUGCGGCUGACGAAGGACCCGGUCUCAAGACGAUAUAUGAGAGUAUUGAUAAUCGAACAGACUUCAAGUCGUACAUGCAGAAUUAUGCCGUUGCUAGGGGCACACCGAAAGGACCAAGGAGGGAUGGACCUUAUGAAGAGGGCUUUUUACCGCCCCUUCCCCCACAUAUCCAAAAGUCUGUCGAUGCCGCCUCGCAACCUCAACCUCAACAAUCUUCUUCAUCUCAACCAUCCCACGUAUCUCAAAUAUCGAUUGGUUCCAACUCGACUGCUCUCUCAGCUUCUACAAACGGUACCACCCACCCUUUCCCAUCAAUGCAAAAUACCGCAUCAUAUGGCCAACAACCAAAGAAUCCGGGUCAAAAUCAUAUAUACGAUAAUGGAUCUUCGGAAGGAUGGGUACCUCCCGGUAUACCUGCUUCGACAGGCGCUACUUUCGGUGUAGAUCUAGGUGAACAGCUGAAUAGGGAUGGGGUGGAGGUACCGAAAGUGGUCGAGAAAUGCGCUCAAGCGAUAGAAGCUUAUGGUUUGGAAUCUAUGGGUAUAUAUAGGUUAUCUGGGACGACUUCGAGAGUGCAGGCGCUCAAGAAUGCUCUUGAUAAAGAUAUAGAUAAUAUCGAUGUGAUGUCAGAUGAAUGGUCAGCGGAUAUAAAUGUAGUUUCAGGUGUUUUGAAAUUAUGGUUCAGGGAAUUACCUGAACCGCUUUUGACUUAUGGGUUGUAUCAUUCGUUCAUCGAAGCUGCGAGGUACGAUAAUGAUCGACUGCGUCAUAUUCGACUACAUGAACAGGUUAAUGAGUUACCUGAUCCUAAUUACGCGACAUUGAAAUAUUUCAUGGGUCAUCUGGACCGUGUACGAAGGAAAGAAUCGAUAAAUCAGAUGUCCGUAUCCAACCUCUCUAUAGUAUUUGGCCCCACACUGCUGGGUGCCCCUCCGGAAGAAGGUGGAUUGAAUUUGGAACAUAUGAGUUUCCAAUGUAAGGCAAUCGAAACUAUCUUAGAGAAAUAUAAUGAGAUUUUCGUAGAAGAAGAUGGAGGUAGUAUAGAGGGUGAACAACCACAAUCUGCGCAGGCGUAG